Molecule: messenger RNA, 1167 nt
Organism: Hyaloscypha bicolor E
Lineage: Eukaryota; Fungi; Ascomycota; Leotiomycetes; Helotiales; Hyaloscyphaceae
Exons: 2
Coding region: 1-1167 (388 amino acids)
Biological process (GO): cellular response to L-arginine; regulation of intracellular signal transduction
Cellular component (GO): cytosol
Source: RefSeq, a predicted model, not a curated record
AUGAAUGCACAAAUAUCCUUCAUCGAGGGUCAAUUCAGCCUCAUACACAUCCCUCUUGCCCUCUACUCCUCUCUUCUGCAACCAAUACUCCAAGUCCUCCUCCCUCAUGGCGGCCCAACGCACCAAAGCGGCCCGGAAGGCCUCCUCGAAGGCCUCUCCCUCGACCACAAGCACGGCUUCCUCAACAUCAGCGUAACACCCAUCGAAUGCUCCAUCGUCUGCCACACCACCUGGGCACAGAAUGUCUUCGCACCAGUCAUUGCCCUGCUCCCCAAAGAAUCCUCCAGACAGGUGCAAAUAUCAAAAGAGAGCUACAUCGUCUUCAGCGUUAGUAGCGCAGGGAUGGAAGCCGGGCAGCGAGUCAUGGACCUAACAGCUCCCCUCGCUAUGGCAGGAAUCCCCAUCUUCUUCAUCACAACUUAUUACACAGACUUCAUCCUCGUCCCUAGCAAAGAUCGGCAAACAGUCGGGUCGGCACUCCUCGCUCGAGGGUUCGAGUUCUCCGAGAACGAUUCAGCGUAUGUAGCGCCGACACCGACCACGCAUUCCCGCAUCCCAAGCACGUCCUCCGACCCGCCGUCCACGCCGCCGCCGACGAACGUCGCCGAGCUGCAACUUCGCACGUUCAGCCAGCUGAAGAAGAGGCAUGUGGUACCGUUUGUAGAGCCAGGAUUGCAUCUUGUACAAUGUUCUGGGAAGGAAAUCUUACCUCAGGAUGAAUAUCGGAACGGGACGAACGGGAGUGUGCAGCAGAGCAGCUGGAUGGAAAAUAUCGAUCCCAGGCUUUACGUUGGGCUAGUAUCUGCUUUGGCACAGCAGCCUCGCUUUCUGUCGCUUACGCUGACACAAGAUGAUGCGCCUUCCUUGCUUGUGGACAAGAGUCUGCUGUGGCUGUUUGGGAACAGCAUCGCCGGUGACACGGAGGGAGAUUUGGUGCCGAUCUUCUUGGACUUGGUGGAUUUGCCGCUGGAGAGUACGGGCAUCGUUUGUGGGGUUGCGGGGAAGCUAGUUGAUGAGAUGAGGAUGCAGGAUCCUGCAGCUAGCCUUUCUUCGGAGCUGUCGUACUUGAGUACUGCGAGAGCCGGUGCCGUCAUUUUGGGCAGUGAAGGGAGUGCGAGGGCGUUGGAGGCGUUGUUGCCUUUAUUGGAGAAGGUGGAAGGACGGUAG